Pygocentrus nattereri (red-bellied piranha) is the source of this 5193-nucleotide messenger RNA. RefSeq names its product transmembrane protein 168b (gene tmem168b). Lineage: Eukaryota; Metazoa; Chordata; Actinopteri; Characiformes; Serrasalmidae. The transcript is spliced from 4 exons. The record is from RefSeq and is a predicted model, not a curated record. The coding region runs from base 682 to 2784 and encodes 700 amino acids.
GUACUGAAGAGAGGAUGAGAAGCUUUGGGUGGCGUUCGCUAAAUCUCAGUGUGUCCCCGCAGGGCUGCCGUAGUUAUUUACAGCUCCGGGAUAGAUGGUGAAGUAAAGUUUUGGAAGUAGUGGAGUUGCUGUGUAGAAUUAAUCGCUCGCGUACUCGGUGAUCUCCACUGUGUGAAGUAUGACCCUGCAGUCCAUGCCUGCCGGAGCCCAGACGGACGCGAAUGUCCGGUCAGCGGUCUCUCAAAUUUCAGCGCCAGCGAGGGAAAAGCUAAUGCUAACGCUAACUUAGCUUGUGGCCAAUGCCGGCAGCGGACUGACAUCGCUUUAGCCGAGGACAUUAACUACUUCUGUUUCUCACUUUAGUCUAAAAGCUUUCCGGAGUUUGUGUUUGCAUACUUAGUGGGGGAGUACAAAACAGUUUGAGCGGUUUCGACACUUUUAAAGACUGUUAGAAGCUAGCUCCAGUUAGCAAAUGCUAGCAACUUCCCUGAGUGGCUAGCAGGAAAACAAACUCGUAGUCGUAUCAUUUACAUCCUCUUUACGCUUUUCUGCUGCACAGCUGAGGAUGGCUUGACUAGUUAUUCUGAAAUGGGUAGCUAUAUGCCGCAGUUACGAUGUCACUAAAGUAGACACGAAGUUCUCUGACUUAAACUUCAGUGUGAAACAGCGUUAAGUGUGAUUAUGUGCAGGCUACUUCGUUACUGUGUGAGCCAUUCGCUGUAUGCAGCGAUGACUAGACUAGAGGAGAUCAAUAAAGGAGUCAGUCUGUGGAUGUCCAUUCGCUAUCUGGGCUACUUGUCCACUCUUAACUUACUUGUAGCUGUAUGCCUGGGCCUGUAUGUACGCUGGGAGAGGACUGCACAGCCUGUGCUGCUGGUCAUUUUUAUCCUGGGCCUAUUUGUCUUGGGCAUGGCCAGCAUCUUCUACUACUACUUCAGCAUGGAACGGGUCAGUCUCUGUCUCUUCCACCUGUGGUUGGGUUUCCUGCUGGGCUUGCUGUGUUUUCUCAACGUCUCUUCCCUAGACAUGGACUUAAAGGAACAGAUCACCUGCUACAUGCUGGUGGCCAGUGUACUGAUCAGGACAUUGUGGGCUUUGGUGGAGCGAGUGUGUGGCUGCACCAGGCAUCGACCUGCUCUGCUGAAGUCUGCUGAGGCCUUGGAGCUUACAGGCUUCGCAGUGGCCAGUACCACCCAAGUGGCUCAGGACUCCAUGAGCCUGGCUGUGCUGGCGCUGGCUGUCGCUACACUAGUCACAGACUUGCGAAUGAAGUCCUUCCUGGCUCUUCCCAACCUGAUUUGCUUCUCAGUGGUCACUGCAGUAUUCUUUUUUAAGUCUUUAGGGGUAACCACAAACCCCUACGCUUUGGCCUGCUUCCUAAGCCGGCUGGUCUGCGAGCCCCUCCUGGACAUCUAUUUCAGUGGUCUCUCUGUGACUGAGCGCUGGUCACCCUUUUUGAGAAGAGGUGGGCUGUGGAGGCGCCUCACUCUUCUGCCCCUUCUGGCCAUCGAAAUAGCCUUUCUGGUCCUGUCUGCUUUUAAGAUGGGCAAUCUGGACCAGUGGUAUAUCGUGAUCCCCAGUUUUUCAGCCUCAAGCAUUUUCUGGAUCAUCUGCCACGUGGUGUUCCUGGUCACUCUGUGGGGUUUUCACAGCAAGCUGAGCGACUGCCAGAGAGCCUGUGUGGUUCAUAGGACAGAGCUGGGAGCUCUGGACAGGGUGAUGGCCUCCAGGGGGAUGCGCCACUUCUGCCUCAUCUCAAAACGCCUGGUGUUCCUCAGCCUCUUGUCUACAGUCAUAUUUGGAGCACUGUCAUGGCAGCCAUCCAACAGUCUUUUCAUUAGUGUAUUUCUGCUGGUCCUGCCUUUGGAGUCACUUGCUCAUGGGUUUUUCUAUGAACUGGGAAACUGCCUUGGAGGUACAUCUGUUGGCUAUGCAGUGGUCAUUCCUACAAACUACUGCAGCCCGGAUGGUCAGCCCACCCUGCUGCCUCCAGAUCAGGUGCAGGAGUUGAACCUGCGCUCCACAGGCAUGCUGAACAGCGUGCAGCGCUUCUUCUCCCACCACAUGAUCGAGACACAUGGCUGUGACUACUCCACCAGCGGACUGACGCUGAGCACAAUACAGGCCAAACUCCGCUCUUUCCUAGAGGCCCACACAGCUGACGGCCCACGCUUUGACACCUAUGUCCUCUUCUACAGUGGCCACACACACCGCACUGGAGAAUGGGCACUGGCAGGUGGGGACGUACUGCGUCUAGACGAGAUCGUGCAGCUCUGGAGAGAGAAGAAUGCCGGCUACUGCUCUCGCCUCAUUCUAAUUCUGGACACUGAGAAUUCCCUCCCCUGGGUGAAGGAGGUGCGGAGGGUGAAGGACAUGUAUGUAGCCGUACAAGGAGCUACAUUAUCCAACUCAGUGGACCUGGAGAUCCAGAAUGCCCCUCAGCUUGGAGAUUUCACCUCCCAGUGGGUCGACUUCAACUGCAACCCAGACAGCUGUGUCCGAUGGGCCGAACGAGGGAGAACUGUAAUGGCGAUAUACGGCCUCUCGAGACACUGGGGGGACUACAAGCUCCACUUACCUACAGGAAAUGAUGUGGCUAAGCACUGGAAGAUGUAUUUCCCCCGUUUGACAUACCCCGUGGUUCAGCUGGUCCAUUGGUGCAGUGCUCUAAACCUGUUUUUGCUCUGUGGCAUCUGUCUGCGCUUUUUGCGAAGGUUCAAACUCAACUGGUUCCCUCCGGCAGUGCUCGACACUGGCCAGGGCUUCAAAUUGGUCAGGUCAUAGAAAUGGACAGUGCAGCGUCACUGAAAAGCGUCGGAGCUCAGCAGAUUUUAGCACUUGUUGUAUAUCGUCGCUGUCAUACCAAAAUCUCAAAACCUUACUUAUUGCUUUUUUAGUUUUUAAAAAAAAGCUGCUCUUUAUAUUGAGUAAACAUUUGUAGGAGCAAUAGAAAUGGCCUCGAGUUACAUUAACAAAAACAAUGCUAUGUACAUUAAAACUAACAUUUUUUUCUCCUACUAUGAUGUUACCAUAUCGAGGACAUGAGAUUUUGUUAUGACUGCGAUGAAUAUUUGUCUGAUGAACCUCAGCAGUGGCAGCUCUUGGUAUCAGUGACCAUGGCACCAUGAUUGUCUUUAAUCUCAGGAGUGAAAGGAAUCUGUGUGUGAGUGAGUUUGUUUGGGUGCAUCUAUGACAGAAAUGAUCUAAAAAUAAGUGAAAUCAGUAAAUUGUUAUGUAGGCCAAUGGUCACUAUCACAAAGGAAAUUGUCUUCUAAGGCAAAAUCACCAGCACUUGAUUAAUGGAUGCUAACAGGUUACUGUGGGCAAUGCCAAAAUCAACCGUUUCAUAUUUUUUGACUAAUCUUGCUGUUACACAGCUUGCAACUACUGCUAUUGUUUCUUUUUAACAGUUCAUAACCAUUUUUAACACUUUUUCAGGGAUAGGGUUUAGGCAUUGAAGUGUUCAUCAACACUUGUUUGGUUAUAGGUCACUGUGAUUUAGGGCUGGCCUGAAUCCUUUAAAUUCUUGAGUAUUUAUUUGUUACAUUGGUAGUCAUUUCUCUAUUUAGUCUAAGCACAUUUCAUCAGAAGAACAAUGCUCAGUUCACGAUUUGAGACGAGACACAGCCGUGACAAGUUUGUCGAGAAUAUCAUACUUGUAAGUAUAGUGAUCCUUAUCUAUGUACUGCCAUGCAUCCAAUCCACACAUCCUCCAUCUCAACUCCCCCGCGUAACUGCUUCAGACAAGAACGUCAUCUCGUUUUUCUCCUUUCCUGUUCCAUUUAAACGAUUUUAUAGAGGGUCUAAACAAGAGCAUAAACAGUGAAUCUGUUUAUUGCGACAAUACUCCACACAUGGAUAGUUCGGGGCAGGAACUGCACUUCAAACUACCACACCAAUGAGGAGAUCACAUUUUGGUGAAGUAUUGUUUUCAGCAUAGAAGACGGAAAAAAUGGCAGUGUGUGAUUUGACUGGAUCUCGCAUACAAAUGGAGAAAAUACUGGCUUAUAUUUUUGUAUCUGUUCCUUGAGAGGGACGGCUAAAAACACUUCAAAUAUAGUUUUGAAGAGUCAUUUUGAGAACAAAGACUUGUUUGGAAAUUUCAGCGAGCAUUUCAAGCCUGUGAAACACUGUUCAGACCAGCCCUAAUGUGAAUCGGCUUGCAUCCCCUCCUCCAUACACUAUAACACUCAGCCAUUCACUAUUCGGUUUACUAUUUUCCCUCGUUUGAAACAAACUAUGGCUUUAAAGUAGAUUCUGUAUAGGAAACAUGAGUCACUUCAGGUUACAGGCCACUGGGGUCCUGAAUUCAGAUCAGUUUUUUAGUAGAUCUUGAUAUAUUUAUAUUGAACUAUUUUGGAGACAAUUUGUUUAUUAUACUAUAUAGUAUUUUGCCCUUUGUAAAUUUUGAUAUUUAUGCUUUACCUCACCAGCAGAAUCCAGCUUUGAAUGUAAUGUAGUAAUACUGUGCUUUAGUGUUGACAGCGCAGCAUGACCAAACCGAGGCAAUGUUAAACAGUUUUUUUGUGUUUGUUAAUCAGUACAUAUCCUAGAUCAGGGGUGCCCAGUCUUAUCCACAAAGGGUCAAUGUGGCUGCAAGUUUUCAUUCCAGCAAUACAGGAGCUCACCUGAUCAACUGCUGAAGAAGGAGACCAACUGAUUAAUCGGCUGAGCUCCAGCUUGUUUGGCAUGAAAACCUGCAGCCACACCGGCCCUUUGCUGAUAAGGUUGGACACCUCUGUGCUAAAUACUUUGCCCUAGAUUGACAGAUAUAGUCUGUUAGAUGACCACCUUUGCUGAAGUAGAAGUAAAGGUACAAUUUUCCAGGUUUUUUUGCGGCAAUAUCGCUGUUAAGGAAGGUUCUUUGUAGAAAAUUCUGUCUAGUCCUGAACUACACUACAGUUCUAAUUGGCGUGCUAGAAGCAGACAUGUAUGUUAAUCAGUACAGUAAUUACCCCCCCCUCUGGAAAAAAAGUGCCUUAUAGCUUCACCGAGAGGCCUUAUUGUCUGAAAAUGAUUGGCGUUGAGGUGUAUGGGGCUGGCUUAAACUGUUGGCUGAUGUUAACAGGGCGCAGUCAUAUGCAAGCCAUGUGAACUGUAGUGGGUACUGUGGUGUUUACGGUUUACUCACAUGCAUGAAAACUUUACUGAGAAUAGAUUUCCCAAAAUAAAAGAACACUCCUUUCCCUGCAA